This is a messenger RNA of Prunus mume (Japanese apricot), 1029 nucleotides long. Lineage: Eukaryota; Viridiplantae; Streptophyta; Magnoliopsida; Rosales; Rosaceae. The record is from RefSeq and is a predicted model, not a curated record.
AUGACCUACGACCAAUUUCUCAUCGUCGACUGCCCAACGGCAUACAACGUCAUCGUAAGACAGACAACACUCACCAUAGUCAAAGCCUACUUAUCCCCCCACAUGUUGCUGAUGAAAUUCCCUACCCGCAAUGGUACCGGCGUUAUCCGAGGAGACCACCUCAGCGCACGGACAUGCUAUGCGACCGCUCUGAAAUCGGUAGCUUGCAAGCCUCCAAUGGAAGCCAUGUCUGUGCAGGGACUACCGAACGGUAGCGGGCCUAUAGACGACCCAAGAGAGGAAACACCAACACCAGUAACGCAGCCUGUCUUAGAACUCGAAAAGGUAAUCCUGAAUGAGGAAUAUCCCGAUCGAUGUGUAAAGAUCAGCACCACCCUAGGUCCCGACCUACGAACGCAGUUCAUUGACUUCUUGCGGCAUCACGCGGAGGUCUUCGCCUGGUCUUACGAUGAUAUGCCCGGCAUAUCACCUGACAUCAUCAGCCACAAGCUCAGCAUCUCCCCCGUCUAUAAACCAGUCAGACAGAAGCGUCGUUCAUAUGAUGUCGAAUGGUAUGAGGCUAUGUGUACCGAAGUUGACAAGUUUAAAGCCAUCGGCUUUAUCAAGGAGGCUACGUACCCUGUCUGGCUUGCCAACUCAGUCAUGGUUCGGAAGGCCAAUGGGGGAAGGCGAAUGUGUCAAGACUAUACCAACCUGAAUAAGGCCUGUCCGAAUGACAGCUUCCCAUUGUCGAGGAUCGACCAGCUCGUUGACGCAACCGCUGGACACGAGCUGCUCAGCUUCAUGGACGCCUAUUCAGGGUACAACCAAAUUUUCGUGGACCCUGCCUAUAGCGAGCAUAAGACAUUCAUCACCGACCGUGGUUUGUACUAUUACAAUGUCACGCCUUUCGGCUUGAAGAAUGUGGGGGCAACGUAUCAACGGCUCGUCAAUCGGAUUUUUGCUAAACACAUCGGCGGCAUUAUUGAGAUGUAUGUCGACGACAUGUUGGUAAAAAGCCGAACGGCAUGGGGCAUCUGGAAAACUUAG